Humulus lupulus (European hop) is the source of this 1286-nucleotide messenger RNA. RefSeq lists its product as uncharacterized. Lineage: Eukaryota; Viridiplantae; Streptophyta; Magnoliopsida; Rosales; Cannabaceae. The record is from RefSeq and is a predicted model, not a curated record. Bases 316 to 1077 code for a protein of 253 amino acids. The transcript is spliced from 4 exons.
ACGUUAUUGUUAAGAUACAGCGGUUUUAGGCCAUAGUUUUUCUCCGCCUUUGUUUUGUUUUUUUUUUUUUCCUUUUUUUUAAAGACUGAGGUUCAGCUGCUCUGUACAGUGGGGAACAACACCAUCGCUCGAAGUCACAGCAGUGAGUUAGACCGGAGCUAUUCAAGCACGGAAGAGAGAUAUCACUGGAGCUGCUGAAGGAGGUUGUUAGAAAAAGAAAUCACUUUAUGAUUGAAUCCUAUCCUCAUAACAAGAGUUAAAUAUUAUUCUCAUCAAUUGUUGUAAAUAUAGAAAACUUAUUACAGUACUUUUAUAAUGUCAAUUUUGUCAAGAUUACGAUGUAUCACAGUGGAUGUAACUGGUACAUUGAUGGCUUACAAGGGAGAGUUAGGAGACUACUAUUGCAUGGCAGCCAAAUCUGUUGGGCUGCCUUGCCCUGACUAUAAACGGAUGCACGAGGGCUUCAAACUUGCAUAUAAAGACAUGGCUCAGAAGUAUCCAUGUUUUGGACAUGCUGCAAAAAUGCCCAACAUUGUGUGGUGGAAAACGUGUGUAAGAGACUCGUUUAUCAGGGCUGGUUAUGACUACGAUGAAGAGACAUUUGAAAAGGUGUUUAGACGUAUAUAUGCUUCGUUUGGUUCUUCCGCCCCUUACACCAUCUUUCCAGACUCCCAACCAUUUUUAAGAUGGGUCCGUGAACAGGGUCUUCAGGUUGGCAUUAUUAGCAAUGCAGAAUACCGGUAUCAAGAUGUGAUUCUCCCAGCAUUGGGUCUGAACCAGGGAUCUGAAUGGGACUUUGGUGUAUUUUCUGGUCUCGAAGGUGUUGAGAAACCGGAUCCAAGGAUCUAUGAAAUUGCCCUUGAGAGGGCUGGAAAUCUUCCUCCAGAACAGGUAUUGCAUAUUGGAGACAGUAUGCGCAAAGAUUAUGUGCCAGCAAAGAGUGUAGGAAUGCAUGCAUUAUUGUUGGAUCGAUUUAAGACAUCUGAUGCCGAAGAAUGGAGGAAAUCUGGUGCAAUUGUGCUCCAUGACUUGAUGGGAGCAAAAGAAUGGCUUCUUUCAAACAAGUCAACCAGUUGAAGAAAGCCUGGUUGGAUUUUCUCUCCCCUUGGAAGGAAAGAUUGGUCGCUGCCUAGCAGAGCUUGUUUUCUCCCAAAGUUGGGCUUCACUCUUAUAUGUCACAAUUUAGAGAAGUUGAUGAAUGAGAAAAUGAAACCUGCUAGAUUAUGAAAAUGACUCUAAUAAUUAAGAUUGGAAAUAUAAUACAGGAAAGGGGAAGAGUUGCACCA